AUGGGCUGCACCGUGAGCGCCGAGGACAAGGCGGCCGCCGAGCGCUCCCGCAUGAUCGACAAGAACCUGCGGGAGGAUGGCGAGAAGGCGGCGCGGGAGGUGAAGCUGCUGCUGCUGGGUGCUGGCGAGUCUGGGAAGAGCACCAUUGUCAAACAGAUGAAGAUCAUCCAUGAGGACGGCUACUCGGAGGAGGAGUGCCGGCAGUACAAAGCCGUGGUCUACAGUAACACCAUCCAGUCCAUCAUGGCCAUCAUCAAGGCAAUGGGGAACCUGCAGAUUGACUUUGGAGACUCCUCCAGAGCGGAUGAUGCCCGGCAGCUGUUUGCGCUCUCCUGCACCGCUGAGGAGCAGGGCAUCAUGCCGGAGGACCUGGCCAACGUGAUCCGGAGGCUGUGGGCUGACAAUGGGGUCCAGGCUUGUUUUAACCGCUCCCGAGAGUACCAGCUGAACGACUCUGCUGCCUACUACCUGAACGACCUGGAGAGGAUAGCCCGGGCCGACUACAUCCCCACCCAGCAGGAUGUGCUGCGCACCAGAGUGAAGACCACUGGCAUCGUAGAGACCCACUUCACCUUCAAGGACCUGCACUUCAAGAUGUUUGACGUGGGCGGCCAGCGCUCAGAGCGGAAGAAGUGGAUCCACUGCUUCGAGGGGGUGACGGCCAUCAUUUUCUGCGUGGCCCUGAGCGCCUACGACCUGGUGCUGGCUGAAGACGAGGAGAUGAACCGGAUGCACGAGAGCAUGAAGCUGUUCGACAGCAUCUGCAACAACAAGUGGUUCACGGACACGUCCAUCAUCCUCUUCCUCAACAAGAAGGACCUCUUCGAGGAGAAGAUCGUGCACAGCCCCCUGACCAUCUGCUUCCCUGAGUACACAGGGGCCAACAAGUAUGACGAGGCAGCCGGCUACAUCCAGAGCAAGUUUGAGGACCUGAACAAGCGGAAGGACACCAAGGAGAUCUACACCCACUUCACCUGCGCCACCGACACCAAAAAUGUGCAGUUCGUCUUUGAUGCCGUCACUGAUGUCAUCAUCAAAAACAACCUGAAGGACUGCGGGCUCUUCUGAGGGCCGGCGCUGCCCAGGACCCCCAGCCGCGCCGGCGAAGGAAGGACCACGCCAUGUCCCUCCCCAGCUUUUCUUCGGAUUCAUCCCUCCACCCCAUAAAGAGACUUUUUUGGUGCCAGUGCGGUGGCAGGGCCCAUGUCCCCUCCCUCUGCCCCCACUCACCCCCCGCCAUCCCCCUCCUCCUUGCCCGUGUCACCCUUUCUGCCUUCGUGGGGAAAAUGAGGUUUUAAUCUUGGUUUUUUAACCCCUGAACCCCUCCAGCCCCACCCCGUUCAUUCACUCCCAAGCCCCGGCGCUCUCACUGUUUACAUUGCAAGUGUUGCUGGCUCGGGAGGGACGCGGGGGUCCCCUCGGGGAUGCCCACCCGGCCGAAAACACGACCGACAACAUUCCUUUUAGUAAACCAGAAAAAAAAAAAAAAGAAAAAAAAA
Gavia stellata (red-throated loon) is the source of this 1499-nucleotide messenger RNA. RefSeq names its product G protein subunit alpha i2 (gene GNAI2). Gene Ontology annotation, cellular component: heterotrimeric G-protein complex. The coding region runs from base 1 to 1068 and encodes 355 amino acids. Gene Ontology annotation, biological process: gamma-aminobutyric acid signaling pathway; adenylate cyclase-modulating G protein-coupled receptor signaling pathway. Lineage: Eukaryota; Metazoa; Chordata; Aves; Gaviiformes; Gaviidae. The record is from RefSeq and is a predicted model, not a curated record. The transcript is spliced from 9 exons. Gene Ontology annotation, molecular function: GTP binding; G-protein beta/gamma-subunit complex binding; G protein-coupled receptor binding.